GUGGAGGGCGGAGGGGAUAGAUAGCACGCUUGCGCGGCUGUCACAGGGCUGCUUGGUUGGUCAGUGGGGAGUCGGCGCCUGCGUACUAAGACCCGUGUGCAGCAGCGGCGGCGGCGGUAGAGGCGGCGGCGGCGGCGGCAGCGGGCUCGGAGGCAGCGGUUGGGCUCGCGGCGAGCGGACGGGGUCGAGUCAGUGCGUUCGCGCGAGUUGGAAUCGAAGCCUCUUAAAAUGGCAGAUGAUUUGGACUUCGAGACAGGAGAUGCGGGGGCCUCAGCCACCUUUCCGAUGCAGUGCUCAGCAUUACGUAAGAACGGCUUCGUGGUGCUCAAAGGCCGGCCAUGUAAGAUCGUGGAGAUGUCUACCUCCAAGACGGGCAAGCAUGGCCAUGCCAAGGUCCACCUGGUCGGUAUUGACAUCUUUACUGGCAAGAAAUACGAAGAUAUCUGCCCGUCCACUCAUAAUAUGGAUGUCCCCAACAUCAAAAGGAAUGACUUCCAGCUGAUCGGCAUCCAGGACGGGUAUCUAUCACUGCUCCAGGACAGCGGGGAGGUGCGAGAGGACCUUCGCCUGCCCGAGGGAGACCUCGGCAAGGAGAUUGAGCAGAAGUACGACUGUGGAGAAGAGAUCCUGAUCACGGUGCUGUCUGCCAUGACAGAGGAGGCAGCUGUUGCAAUCAAGGCCAUGGCAAAAUAACCGGCUCCCAGGGUGGCGGUGGUGGCAGCAGUGAUCCUCAAGCCUGCAGAGGCCCCCU
Mustela erminea (ermine) is the source of this 751-nucleotide messenger RNA. RefSeq names its product eukaryotic translation initiation factor 5A (gene EIF5A). Lineage: Eukaryota; Metazoa; Chordata; Mammalia; Carnivora; Mustelidae. The transcript has 6 exons. Gene Ontology annotation, molecular function: RNA binding; ribosome binding; translation elongation factor activity. The record is from RefSeq and is a predicted model, not a curated record. The coding region runs from base 229 to 693 and encodes 154 amino acids. Gene Ontology annotation, biological process: positive regulation of translational elongation; positive regulation of translational termination.